CCUGUGGGAGCCAUUCUAACAUGGCUUCCUUCCUAGAACACUACCUAAAUUGUCUUGUGAACCAUUACCAUCUUCCAUGGUUAUAGCACUCUCCUAUCAGAUUUCCUCUCAGACCUCAGUUUCACCUUCCCAUGGAACCAGAAGAUAUAGAACUAUAGAAGCUUUGCUGGGAGCUACAAGUCUACAACGUCAGAGCUACAUUCAACUUAACUCUCUGUGGGUCUCUGUCUCCAAAGCUGUUUGCAUCUUUUAUCAUUCGGCAUUCAAAUUUCAUUCAAGAAGAAUCUGCAUUGCGGUUGUGAGUCUCAACCCGUAAACAAUGCACAGAAUUCACAUCUGUUGCUUGCAUUUUGGCACAGUGAGAGCCGGUGAUAAUAUCUCAUUGCGCUUGUUGACUUCGAGAGAUUAACUUGUGAUUUUGAACCCAGAUUUUGUGUAGAAACGGGAGUCUCAUCUCACCAAAACUCUCUGUUGAGAGACUCCAUAAAAUGUUACAAGCCUAGAAUGCAACAUUCUUGAUCAAAAUUAGGGACUGAAUUAAAUUCUGUUAAUUCCAUUGAUUGAAUUUCAUGGGAUCAAAAAGAAGGUGGUAUUUCAUUUGGGUGAUCUGUUGUCUCUGUCUCUUUAUUUCUUCUUCAGGACAAGCCUUAAACAACCUUACUCAUGAUGACUUAGAUGAUCUUUUCCAGGAUUAUGCCUUCAAAGCCUUCAAAGCACUGGUUAGACCUCGUACAGGCAAGCUGUACAAUGCAGCUCUCCCUGUUAAUCUGUCCGGAAUGGAAGCCUCAGUUGUGCGUCUCAGGAGAGGGAGCUUUUGGGUCAGAGGAGCAAAUUUCAGCACCUUCCACAUCCCACCCAGGAUUAUACCACUGCCCUAUGUGAAGAGACUGGCCAUUGUCUAUCAAAAUCUGGGCAAUUGGUCAUCUUAUUACUACCGUGUGCCAGGCUAUGCAUUGGUUGCACCUGUUGUUGGCUUCAUGGUUUAUGAUGCAUCCAACCUAAGUGCCACCAGCAUCACCAAGCUCAGCCUCAGUUUGAGAGGGGAUCCCAUUUCAAUCCGUUUUCCUCAGGUAGUGUUGCCUGAAGGAUCAAAUUCCACCAUAAGAUGUGCUACAUUCAGUGAAGAUGGGUCAGUGCUCCUUAGUGAGAUGACACUCCCAAGUGAAUGUUUGGGGCACGAUCAAGGCCAUUUCUCCCUGGUUGUUUCAGUUCCUCCAAUUGCUGUUCCAUUGAAGAGGAAAGUGAAGCUCUGGAAAUGGUGGGCAAUUGGGUUUGGCUCUGGUUUCAUUGGGCUGGUGUUGGUGGGUUUGGUCGGCAUUGUAGCUUUAACCUUUGUGAAGAAAAAUAAAUUUGGGGAAAUGGAAAGAAGAGCUAGUGAAGGUGAGGCUUUUGAUACUGUUUGGAUUGGGACUAGCAAAAUGCCUUCAGCCAGAGUAAUUAGAACACAGCCAGUCCUUGAGAAUGGUGAUGCUCCAUAACUUCCUUUUCUUCAUCCCCUCUGUUUCUCUCUUUGUUUCUAGUUUUCCUUUUUCGGGAUAUAUUUCUGAAUGAAUUGAGAAUUCUUAGAUGUAUGUAUGUUGCAAAUCAGAUUAAUUCA
Messenger RNA from Nelumbo nucifera (sacred lotus), 1597 nucleotides. RefSeq lists its product as uncharacterized. The record is from RefSeq and is a predicted model, not a curated record. NCBI's taxonomy places the organism in Eukaryota, Viridiplantae, Streptophyta, Magnoliopsida, Proteales, Nelumbonaceae. Gene Ontology annotation, cellular component: membrane.